Messenger RNA from Carassius auratus (goldfish), 2764 nucleotides. RefSeq names its product fibroblast growth factor 2 (gene fgf2). Gene Ontology annotation, molecular function: growth factor activity. Lineage: Eukaryota; Metazoa; Chordata; Actinopteri; Cypriniformes; Cyprinidae. The coding region runs from base 113 to 685 and encodes 190 amino acids. The transcript has 3 exons. The record is from RefSeq and is a predicted model, not a curated record.
GAGAGAGAGAGAGAGAGAGAGAGAGAGAUCUCAUCCUGCUCCAGUUCAGUCCAGAUCAUCAUCUCCUUCUGCGCUCAGAGUCCAGCAGCUUGAGGAGUUUCUCCGCGGUGUGAUGAGGCUCCGUGGCUCCGCGGAGCGCCGGAAGGAGACGGGAGAGACGGGGGAGACGGGGGAGGGGGCGCGCGGAGGGGCUCCGGAGAUGCCGAGAGAGAGAGAGAUGGCGGCGGGAGGAAUCACCACACUCCCGGCCUCACCGGACGACGGGGCGAGCGGAGGCUUUCCUUCGGGGAACUUCAAGGAGCCCAAGCGGUUGUACUGCAAGAACGGCGGAUUCUUCCUCCGGAUCAACUCUGACGGGCGAGUGGACGGGAUCCGCGAGAAGAGCGACCCGCACAUUCGGCUGCAGCUCCAGGCCACGGCCGUCGGUGAGGUGUUGAUUAAAGGGAUCUGCGCGAACCGUUACCUCGCCAUGAACUCGGACGGACGACUGAUCGGAACGAGGAGAACAACGGAUGAAUGUUAUUUCCUGGAGCGCCUGGAGUCGAAUAACUACAACACGUACCGAUCCCGGAAGUAUCCCGACUGGUACGUGGCUCUGAAGAGAACAGGCCAGUAUAAAGCGGGAUCGAAGACCAGCCCGGGCCAGAAGGCCAUCCUGUUUCUGCCCAUGUCAGCCAAGUGCUGAUGGAGAGAUGCUGUCCAACCUGAAGCGAGAGCGACAGAGCACUGACUCUUCAGAACGUCUUGGAAAACCACUUCUAUCUAGGAACGCUUCCCACACAGAUGUACUUGGAGAGCAUUACAGGGUUUAUUUGUUCGUGUUCGGUCAUCCGAGAUAUCAGCAAUAUAGAGACUUUCGUCAAUUCUGACAAGCGUGAUAUGAUCUCAGAUCCAACUUUCCAAAGUUGAUUCCCUUGAGCAAAGACAGAAGGGUUGGUUCAGAGAGUUCACUUACAGUAUCUGCUCCUAUACGCUCUUGAAUCCGUGACUGCAUUUCUCGCAGGAAUGUUUUUAGUUUGGCAAAAUGUGAGUUUACUUUAAAGCUGCUCCUUUAUGCAAAAGUCUCGUAUAUAUGCAAAGAUGAUGAAGGGAUUCUGAGUACAUCAUGAAUGUUUUUUUAGUUUUUUUUUUUCCAUGAAACUGUAUUCUCUUUUUCAUAUAUAUAUCAUCUUAGCUCGAAAAAAUAGAUUUUAUUUAGUUUAGUUACAUUGUUGCUGCGAGUAACAGAUUAACAGUAACAUUGUAUCAUUUUUUUAAAGGUUACUGAGAAAUCAGAUUAAAAACGCUAAAACCUCUUUGUAGAUUGGGCGAGGUAACAUAUUAUAAAGUGUAGAAACUAAAACUGGUCCAUCUCUUAAAAAAUAACGGCUCUUCAGUGGAGCAAAGAAACUUUAUUAAUCAUUUUGCUAUUUAAUCAGCUUUUUAAAAAUACUCCAUUCAUUAUAGCACAUAAAGAAAAAAAAAGUCUAUUAAGUUUAUUUUAAGAGCCAAGUUUUCUUCUUGGUGUCAUUACUGAGAUGCUUUCUUCUUAUAUAUUUCACAAAAGUACUUUAAAAUAUAAAUAAUACUGUAAUAAUAAUGUUUGUUUUAUUAUAAAAGGUAUUUUUUACACGGCAGAGUGAAUGACGGAGAAAUUAAAAAAUUAAAAAAACGUAUUUCUAAGAUAUGUGUUUAGAGAUUUCAAUCUUCAUGAGAUCCAAUACGUUUUCAGUUCUAAUUGCAAUCUAAUUUAUUUUUAGAGUGCACUGCAACUUUUUUUUUUUUUUUGCCUUAUUAUUUUCUAGUAGAAAUAUAAAUUUUAUUUAAAAAAUUUAAUCGGGACAUAUUUCCUAGAGAUGCAAAAUGACUUAAAGAUAUUAAGUUCUGUUUUCUGAAAAGCAUCUUUAUGCUGAAAAAAUAUAUAUUCAAAAAAAAAAUACGUUCAAACAAUCAAUUCGACUAUAUUUACUGUAUCUUAAUUGAGAUUUAGAGAAACAUAGAGUAGGAUAAAACAUAAAUGUAAUAUUUUAUUGUACACUUGUGAACACAAUGUAACUUACUUGUAACUUUUAUACAGAACAUUUAUUUUUCAGAAAGAGCAUUGUGAUGUAGGAUGUAAUCGAUAUUUAAUAGUUAUUUGUCAUUAGUAAGUCAAUGGAAAUCUAAUUAAUAUACCAGUCGAUAAUAAAUAUUGUUUUAUUUGAAUUAAAGAAGGGUACUUUUGUAAUUGAAUGUUUUAGAUGAUGUUCUUAUAAAGCAGGUUAAGUUUCUUUCACUGCUUUUACUUUGUUGCAGAAGAACAUUCAGUUGUGUUUACAUUAGUUUUGAUUCGGUUUAACAUCAGUUCUGGAUCUGAAUCCGAAUCUUACCGAUGUUUUCUCCACCGGGAAACUUCCAAGCAUUUGUAGUCUGAGAAGGAAAGAAAAGUCAUGUUUAACACUUGCAUGUUAUUUUAGCUGAACACUUAGAAAUAUAUAUAUUUUAUGGAAAUAAGUAAUUUUAUCUUUCUGCGACUGUAUUGUUUUUGUUCCACGUUCACAGUUGAGCUAAACAUUAUUUAUAUCUAUCAGUACCAUAUCAAAUAUUUUCAUACAAAUGUCUUCUUAUAGGUUUUACAUAUUGAGUUAUAUAGAAAAUGCUGCUAGUUAUAAAUGCAACUUUGUUUCUUACUUGAGUGGUUUUUGGACAAUAAUAAACAAAAAUGCAAUGUAAAGUAAUAGCUUUAACGGUUUGUGAUAUGAGAAUCUUUCUGUACUAUCAAUAAAAAUCAAUAUUUUUGUGGGCA